GCCUGAGGUGCAUACUACCCAAGAUGUUGUCCGGCAAGCGAUCAUUCCGCGGACUCAGGUCCAGAGCUGUGCAUAUUCGUGCAUCGUAAGUGAGCCUCGGAUGCCCGACAAAAUGGUUACGCACUCAUGGCAAAACCUUUUCCACGAUUUGGUGGCUGCAGUGAUAGCUGAUGCUGUUGGUGAGAACAGCUUCGAAAUGGUGGCGAAUCUGCUGGAGCAUGACAUAUCCAUUCUACACAGGUUGAUGAAGCAGCGGCGUACUGCGGACCGGGUGUAUUGGAUUUGUGCCUUCGCCGUGAACCAGCAUUCUGCUAUCUGCGAGAACCGCAAUGGUGACUGCGAUAGCUUGACGGGGCAGGUCCAUCCGCGCUGCUACUGUAGUCAUCCCAAGAUCUUCAGCAACACACCACCUCUGAUGCAGGUGACCAAUCAAAGCAUUUACUGUGAGAUGAACAAAUUUCCCGACAUGAUGGCCAUGGUAGCAGCAAACAACCCGCGAUUCUCGCAGGUUGUUGCCGUGGACUCGAGGUUUGUUCUCUUCCGCAGGGCAUGGUGUGUCGCUGAACUCGUGGAGGCAGAUGAGGCCGGCAUCAGGCAGCACGUGCAGGUGCAUUCCAGGAAAGUCCUGGAGGAAAACGAGGAAAGUCUCCGAAAUCUCAAGGUGGAGGACAUGGCGGCUUCGAAUCCAGAAGAUGUAGACUUUAUCCUGAACCGAAUCAGCAACAAGAGUGUAUUCAACAAGAAGCUCCAGCAGCUGAUUUUUGAUGAGCAUGGGCUUUUGAGCAACUGGCACCAGUUGGACACCCUUCAUCAGAUGCAGGAGAUCGGAAAUCUCCUGAAGUGGAUCAUGGCUGAUGGCGGACUCGGCGUUGUGUGGCAGUAUUGGGUGAACAGGGGAUAG
Molecule: messenger RNA, 901 nt
Organism: Symbiodinium pilosum
Lineage: Eukaryota; Dinophyceae; Suessiales; Symbiodiniaceae
Source: the annotation of a GenBank genome assembly